Molecule: messenger RNA, 3203 nt
Organism: Pocillopora damicornis (cauliflower coral)
Lineage: Eukaryota; Metazoa; Cnidaria; Anthozoa; Scleractinia; Pocilloporidae
Molecular function (GO): protein binding
Source: RefSeq, a predicted model, not a curated record
GUCUAGCAAUGAAAUCGAUUAUCUUCCACCAGACAUAUUUCAAAAUAUUUCCAUAGUGGGAUCAAUUGACUUGUCAUUCAACAAUUUGCGGUCCAUACCAGAUGGCUUAUUCAAUAAGCUUGGAACAUUACAAAUUCUGAUGAUUAGCUUCAACAACAUCUCCAACAUCAACAAUCGCACCUUUGAAGGACUCUCAAGCUUGAAGACGCUCAUGCUGAUAAAAAACAAACUGACAUUUAUUUCCAACGGUGUUUUUGAUGAAACUGCUUUGCAAUCAGUUUUUCUUCACAGUAAUGCCAUCAAAACGAUUGGAAGUGAAUCCUUUAGCAGACUUAACCUGAAACAACUUACUAUCUUUGAUAAUCCUCUACACUCGUUACCAGAUGGAAUGUUCGACAAAAUGGACACUGAAACCAAAGUCUGUGGGCCUCAUCCCAGUGGCUCCAGAUGUCGUAACUGCUCUCUUUGUCAAGUUGGUUAUUUCAUGCACGCCAAACAGAUGUGUGUCAAGUGUCCUGCAGGUGGUUUUUAUCAGGAUGAAUUGGGACAAGUUGAUUGCAAAAGAUGCAGCAUUGGUACAUUUGUGUCUGAAACGCGACAUCCUGGGACAAGUCCUACGGACUGUGUGGCAUGUCCAUACGGUACCCUCUCCAACGAGACUGCGGAAUAUCGAGCAUGCAGAUGCCUUCAAAACUUUUAUCGGUUGGAUCGUUUUGGUCCGUGCUCAGCCUGUCCACCACACGGUUUUGUUUGUGAGAAAGAUACAGCAGUACUUGCUCCUAACUUCUUCUGGAAAUGGUCAAAUCAGUUUGAAAAAGAAUUCUUUAAAGGUUUUGUUAAUAACAUCCACUCUUCUAAACAAGACUACGACAAGUUAUAUUCUACGUUUAAUACUUUACUUCCAAACCCACUCAAAUGUCCUUAUGCCAGGUCUUGCGAGGGUGGAAUCGACUCUAAAUGCCACCAUGGAUAUAAAGGAGUUCUGUGUGCAACCUGCUCUAACGGCUUUUAUUUCCGAUUUCACGCUUGCUUGAAAUGUCCUCGGUUAACUCUAACAGUUACUUCAUCCAUCUUGGUAAUUUCUCUUUUUGUUGCUGUGUUUCUAAUGGUUCUUUGGGGUGACUCCAAACGUGCAGAGAAUAACCGGACGGUUGCAGAUGUCGUCAUGUCGUGCUUUAAGAUUGUGAUUGGUUUUUACCAAGUCAUUGCUGGAAUUUUCUCGGCAUUAGCGAAAGUCCAGUGGCCAGUCAUUUUGUUCUCAACGGAGAAGGUUCUAAAAGUGUUUGAAGGGAACAUCUUGCAGUUUGCGCCACUAAGCUGCAUUCAUUCUUCCCUGCGUCUCGAUGAGCUCGGAAAGUUCACAGUGAUCGUUGCUUUAAAUGUCCUACUUGUCGGCUUGAUUUGCCUUUAUCUUUUCGUUAAAAGAAGCUACAUUAUAAACAAAACCGACCGUACCGAAAGCCAAAAAAUGAGGGAAAUUAAGAGUUUGAAGAAAUCUUGCUAUCGGAACAUUUUCCUAUUGUUGUUAACGACCUACCCCACGACGAGCAAGUCGAUUAUUCAGAUUCUACCUCUUCCCGGUGCGUGUGUAGAAACGUGUUUCUCAAACGAAAAGCUCGACUGUAUCUUCCUGCUGAGAGCUGACUACUCAAUCAAGUGUUUCACUCCUCGCCACAGCUUGUAUUGGCUCAUGGCCUCUCUUCUGGCAUUAUAUCCCGUAGGAUUUCCACUUUUGGCUUUGUUUCUCACUUACAAAUAUCGUGAGUCCCAUGAAAACGAAGCAGUCUCUUUCGGGCUCAGAGUGUUCUUUGAAAACUACAAGAAGAAAUUUUGGUUUUGGGAGGUUACAGAGAUGUACCGCAAACUGAUAUUGAUCUCACUGAUUUUCCUAUUUGGAUCUAAAAGCCUUACUCAAAUCGGUCUCACAGUUCUGACAGCCAGCGUCUUUGGAGUGCUCUACACCGUAUUCCGACCAAUCAAGGACAAGUUUGAAGACCGCUUACAAACAUUUGUUCUUUGGAUAAUUUUCUUUGAUGUUUGCCUAGGCGCUGUUUACACAAACUGGGAUGAGAAUCAGGGAGAGGACAAGAACGACUCCAUCUUCGUAAAUUUCCUGUUUCUGGUCCUUAACGCUUCUGUAUUGUUAUUUGCCAUUGGAAAGGGAAUAUCACAUGUGAAAUUAAUCCGCAAGUACUUUUCCUUCUGCCCGAUGAGAUGUUUCAAUUCCCUUCGCCAAGGACUGGCGCUUCUUAAGAAUAAAGCGGUCACCACAACACCUGAAGAAUCAUUCUUGAUCUAGGAUGGCACCUAAGAGCCUCGCCGAUACAUUUUAUCUAUAAAGUUGUAACAUAUCUCGAAAAAAAAAAACGACAACAAUAACAAUAAGAACAACACCAACAACAGAAACAUAGUUGAGUUGGUUUACCUUGGACGGCUUGAUUACUUCUUUCGCGUUAUCGUUCAUGAUCAAGCUUUAACACCCCACCCCUCGGCAACUCAACGGCUUUUGACAGUCGUCCGUGCCCUAAGGGUGCGCAAUUUGAACCUUGCCUAGCUGGAUGGGAAAUUUGAAACGGAAGUGUUUAGUCUUUCCAUCGAAAUACAAGCGUUAUAUCUUUAAAUAUCGAGGUGCUUAAAUCUAAAGAAUUAACUUUCGCCAGCGAAACCGGCUAAGAAGGAGAGGUGUGCAAUCUUAAGGUAUUAAAGCUUAGUCAAUGUGAAGAAAGUCAGAUCACGGUCGCCGAUCUUGCAUUUUACCCAAAAAAUUGACUAUUAAGUCCAGCACUUGGUCAGGGCAUUUGAACACGAUUCAGCCUGGCCCCGCAUACGGGAAAUUGAACAAAUCAGCCUUUAAAAGUUCAAAUGGCUGGAGUUUGGGGGUUGGCCAAUGUACGGCUAACAGUUAAUAUCUCUUCAUUGCGGUCACCAGAAUUUUUUUUCACCGUUUUCUUUUUUUAAGGGCUAACGGUUAAAAUUUGUCAUUAUUUUUGCUUAAUGGCAGGCUGUUCUUUUGGCCUUUUUACUGCUAUCGGUUAACCUCAUUGCGAGCCUUUUGAAGUUUGUUAUCACAGAAAUUGUUUCCUGUAAUUUACUAUUUUAUGAAAAUAAUAUUUUCAAUUUAAGUAUUAACAUUAACCAUGUUAUUGAUAUUGGUGUUUGCAUUAUCAUCGUCAUUUACUGACAAGAAUGAGCGCACUAGUUCG